Molecule: messenger RNA, 1404 nt
Organism: Adineta ricciae
Lineage: Eukaryota; Metazoa; Rotifera; Eurotatoria; Adinetida; Adinetidae
Source: the annotation of a GenBank genome assembly
AUGACAACAGAGAUCGUGGAACUAAAAUGUUGGUUAAAAGAUCUCUACCUCUUUUCCAGAAGCAAUAUAGCAAUGUAUCCAUCUCAACUAUGUCUCAUUCUUUGUUUGAUUGUUUCGACAAAUGGAUUUUACAGUUCAAGCGAUGAUGUCAUCGAACUUGAUCCAUCUAACUUCGACCGUCUGGUAACACAAAGUUCAGACUUGUGGUUUAUAGAAUUUUACGCGUCGUGGUGUGGACAUUGUCGAAAUUUAGCACCUGAAUGGAAGCGUGUCGCAACAGCUUUGAAAGGUAUUGUAAAAGUUGGUGCAAUCGAUGCUGACACACAUAAAUCAUUUGGUCAUCAAUAUGGAGUUUCUGGUUUUCCAACGAUUAAAAUCUUUGGUAACAAUAAACGAUCGCCAACUGAUUAUCAAGGUGGACGUACUGCAGAUGCUAUAGUAGAACAAGCUCUCAAUCAAUUAAGAACAAUUGCAAAUGAACGUUUAGGCAAACGCGGUGGAAGUAGUAGUGGUAGUGGUACUGGAGGCAAAGAUACAAUUGAAUUAACUGAAGACAAUUUCGAUUCAACAGUUCUGGAGUCGGAAGAUGUAUGGCUUGUUGAAUUUAUGGCUCCAUGGUGUGGUCAUUGUAAAAAAUUGGCACCUGAAUGGUCUCGUGCAGCAACAGAACUCAAAGGUAAAGUAAAACUAGGCGUUGUUGAUGCAACAGUUCAUACUCAAUUGGCUCAACGAUAUGGCGUACAAGGCUUUCCGACAAUUAAAUUCUUUCCUGGCGGUAGAAAAGAUGGUCAAGCAGAAGAGUAUGAUGGUGGUCGCACGUCAGAUGAUAUCGUUGCAUGGGCAUUGGAUAAAGCUCAAGCGAACAUUCCUCCACCGGACGUCGUAGAAAUUACAAGUCAACAGGUUCUAGACGAUAAUUGUGCCGAAAAACAGUUAUGUAUCAUUUCAUUUUUACCACACAUUCUUGAUUGUCAAUCUGCUUGUCGAAACCAACACAUUACCAUGUUGAAAUCUUUUGCCGAAAGUUACAAACGCAAUGGUUGGGGUUGGUUAUGGGUUGAAGGUGCACUUCAAUCGAAAUUAGAACAGAGCGUUGGUAUUGGUGGGUUUGGCUACCCAGCCCAAGUAGCAAUCAAUGCACGCAAAGGCAAAUACGUCGUUUUGAAAGGUUCAUUUAGUCAAGCAGGUAUCAGUACAUUCUUGAAGGAAUUGUCUGCUGGCCGAUUAACCAGUCCGCUCAUACCGUUGACUGGUGUCGAAGAUGGUAAACUACCAACUAUUGUUGAUAGUAAACCGUGGGAUGGUGAAGACGGUAAAUUGGAUAUCAUUGAAGAUAUUGAUUUGAGUGAUGUCAACUUGGAUGAUGAGAAUGAAAAUGAUAAGGAAAAGAAAAUUGAUUUAUAA